This is a messenger RNA of Leptidea sinapis, 4230 nucleotides long. It is a transcript of the gene Vps60, whose product is annotated as charged multivesicular body protein 5. The record is from RefSeq and is a predicted model, not a curated record. Gene Ontology annotation, cellular component: multivesicular body. Gene Ontology annotation, biological process: vesicle budding from membrane; late endosome to vacuole transport via multivesicular body sorting pathway. The transcript has 5 exons. The coding region runs from base 152 to 829 and encodes 225 amino acids. Lineage: Eukaryota; Metazoa; Arthropoda; Insecta; Lepidoptera; Pieridae.
UCAUUGAUCAUUAAUUAUUUUAUUUGUUGUGUUCUGUUCAGUGUUGAUAAAACUGUAUUUCCAGAAAAGUAUCUCAUAUCAUAUAAACCUUGUGUUUUACUUAAGUAAUUAAUAUUAAAUUGAAAAUAAUAGCGAAAACAACUAAUUCAAAAUGAAUAGGAUAUUCGGUAGAGGAAAGCCAAAAGAACCAGGUCCUAGUAUCACAGAUUGCAUUACCAGUGUGGAUACUAGGGCUGAUAAUAUAGAUCAAAAAAUUCAGAAGUUGGAAACAGAAUUAAGAAAAUAUAAAGAUCAAAUGGCUAAAAUGAGGGAAGGACCAGCAAAAAAUUCUGUAAAACAGAAGGCAAUGAGAGUUUUGAAGCAGAAAAAAAUGUAUGAGCAACAAGUUGAAAACUUAAGAGCACAGUCAUUCAACAUGGAACAAGCAAACUAUGCAACACAAACACUAAAAGAUACACACACCACUGUUGCUGCUAUGAAGGAUGGUGUUGCGUCUAUGAAGAAAGAAUUUAAAAAGAUAAAUAUUGAUGCUAUUGAGGAUGUAAAUGAUGAGCUUGCAGACAUGUUGGAGCAGGCUGAUGAGGUACAAGAGGCUAUGGGCAGGCAGUAUGGCUUGCCGGACAUUGAUGAGGAUGAACUAGCCGCUGAACUCGAUGCCCUUGGUGAUGAAAUAGCAUUGGAUGACGACACAUCAUACCUAGAUGAUGUAGUAAAAGCUCCAGCUGCUCCAGACAGAGAACCAGGUGCGGACAGCGUGAGGAUGAAAGACGGAGUACCGGUCGAUGAGUUUGGCCUGCCACAAGUACCGAGCGCUGCACAUGCUAAAUAACUAACACUAGGAUACACAUAGAGGUGGGGAUUAUCUAUACAGAAAUAUCUAAUCUUCAGAUGAUUUAUACGUGUAUAGUAUUCUCUUCCUACGAUGGCCUUAGACUAUGUCACCAUUUAAUAUGUCAUACUGACAGCUUGUCAUUUAAUCGUUAUUGUCGUGACGCUCACAUCUAUACUAUAGAUAGUUACGUUGUUUCACUCGAAAAUAGUUUGAGAACAAUCAUUGCAACUGAUGGCGUAUUUUUAGGCCAAUCACGUGACCCAGGUGCUACAGGAAGAGUAUAUUUAUUAUACCAUAUGUCUAGGUAUACUGUGACAUUUAGCGUCUAUUUUGAGCAAUGCACGCACACUGACACAAAGUGACACACAAAUCGCGAGUGUAACACGUAGCUUGUCACGCACACUAAAGUAAUGAACCUGGCCUGUUUUCAUUGGUGGUAGCAGCAAGAGGCCCUAUCUUGACGUAUAAAUUAUCUAAGGCAUAAUCCUUUCAAUUUAAUUUUGUUUCUGUUACUUUAACCUACUAUUAUUUUAUGGCGCUACUUAACAAUAUUAAAUGAACACACGGGUAAAACUUAACCGUAAUCAUAAAAAAAAUCUAAAAAUUAAAAGAAAUUUUAAUCUUGUGUGCUACUCACCUUAGUAUUCUGAGCGCGUAGUAGGCACGAAAUAGGUGUCUACGAUAGCGCGCGGCUACUAGAUGGUAUUAUGGAAAAUUUAUGUAUUUAGGUGAAUUAUGUAUUUUUGAAGCUUUUAUAUGGACGUUCGACCCGCUAGCCGCGCAGCCACCCUGUCCGUGCUAAGAACUUAGCGUUACACGAGAGCGUCAGAUUUAAUACCGUUACACGAUAUAAACUGAGCGCGCUCCCCACCUCAGUGGACGUGGCUUUCUGUCUCGUUUUUACACAUAUCAAUGUACGUGGCUGGCGUGGCUUUCUAUCUCUUUCUGUUCUUCUGUCACUUGAAAUUUGAAUAUCCACUGCGAACAGCUGUUUUGUUUUCCUUUCUGUGGAUUAUAAAUAAACCGUGUAAAUUGUCCCUCACGUCUUUUUUAGGGUUCCGUAGCCAAAUGGCCAAAAACCUUUGUCUUUUUCAUUUUAAUAAUUAAGUAUCAUUUUCCUUUCUAUAUGCCUUUUAUAUUAUGUUACUUGCUCCUACAGAACCCUUGAUGGGCGAGUCCGACUCGCACGUGGCGGCUUUUAUUUUCGUAUGCUGUAUACGAUAAAGCUUCGGGCGUCCCUAGACAGUGCUGUUAUUUUUUUUCUUAGAGUUUAGUAGUUCUACCCUUGGGUUCAUUUCAUCUCGCUAUUGUAGCUACACGCUGUAUAUUAAACCCCUUUAUAUAUGUUCUCUUUAGAAACAUAAUACCGAAACUCAAAUUAGAGAUGUUACACUGUAUAUGGAACUGUAUUAGAUAUUGUGCUAGUUUUGCAACCAUUUUUACUGGAGGAAUUAAUUUUAGUUAAUUCUUUAUCAAGAUUAUUCUUUAUCAAUUAAAUUCUAAAAUAAUUUAUGAAUCUAUACAAGUAAAUAGGAAUACAUAUUAUCUGGUUAGUGCAUUAUUCACAUGUCACUGUGGCACUUUUUAAUAUCUAUGUUUUCAUAUUUAUUUUUAUGAUUCAGUUCCGUAGCAGUUUUUCUUAGCAUGAACAAAAACAAAUAAAUGUGCAUAUUAAUUUUAAGAGCUUUAAGCAUGUCUUGUAAAAAGAAAAAUAUAUUAUUAUGAUAAGGCUGUUAAGAUUUUUAAAUACAAUUAAUUUUUUUUAAACUAAUUUAUAUGAUAUACUAAGCCGGCCCGUUGCAUUGUCCAAGUUUUGUUUAAGUAUGGCAUGGCUGUAAAUGACUGAAUAAAAUAAUGUAGGGGUGAAUUUUAUUGGUAUAUUGGUUUUUGUUAUUGGCAUAUAAUUGUUUUGCCUAAAAUUGCAGCAAUUUUAUAAAUAAAAAAAGGAAAUUUGCACUCUAGUAUUAACUGAAUAACAAGUUUAAAGUGUUGCAUAUUAUAUGGCAAAUAUAGUUAUAAAUUGUACUUUAGACAACAUUCAUUUAAAAAUUAAUUAGCCUACAACAGCUACUAUGAGCUCAGGGUAAAUCUUACAAGUAUAAGAAAUAAUUGAAUGCAAUUUUCAAUCAAAAAUGAUGGGCAAUCAAUUGAAUCAAAAAAUUAUUAGCUUCAGUACUUUUUGCAGUAAUAUGCCUAAAUUUAAUUCAUUGUUAUGUUAACACUAAAACUGCGUUGCAUCAACGAACUUAAGCAAUAACAAAUAAGUUAAAGUACCGGUUAAGUAACAAAUGAGUUGCACCAUUUGAUAAUUUUUAGAUGAUGUCAUAACUUAAGUUGUAACCGUUCAAUCUUCGCCGGUUAAAGCUAUUGUUAAUGUUAAAUAGCGAAAUAGCGAACUGUCAAAAGUUUCAAAUUGAUAAUCGAUAUUGAUUUGAUAUUUCACUUCUUAACUUUUACUAUAUACCAAGGAAUACGAUGGUGCAACACAUUACGCAGUCUAUGUUGAAGUCGGCGUUACGUUUGACUUAGGCUAUGGUCUCCUAUUUUACGCCGUACGCUGCGUCACAAUGCUUACCAUAUAAAUGUACUGUUGUGGUCUCUUUCACACGUCGACGCUUGCGUGUUGACGCCGUACGUGGCAUCCGAACACCGUGCGCCGCGUCUCUAUUCAUUUCGAGCCAUUGCAGCGUGAAGGUCGUCACACAAACUGAUGAGGUUUGAUUCAGGCUUGAUAAAGGAAUCGACGAAUGCAGUGUAUAAUAAAAGUGACAAGAAUCAUUAAAACAAUAUUUAUCAGCAAAAAUCUUGGGAAAAAAUUAUUGCUACAGCCACUGAGCCACCUGCGUCACGCCAGCCGUAUUGACCGCCGAUGCUGUGCGUUGCGUACAGACGUUAGAAGCCAGGAAGCCAGAAGGAAUUUAACGCUAACGCCAGACGCCGCGUACGUAGGAGACCAUAGCCUUAAAGCCGGUUGCAGACCGAAAACUAAGCUAUGCCAAGCAAGCUAGGCUAAGCUAAGCUAGAAAUAAAUAGCGUGCACACCAACAGCUACACAACAGGAUGUGCAAAGGGUGUUCAGGGUAGCGGGAGGGGCUUAGCUUAGCUCGUGUAGCUGUGCAUCGGCAUACACAACCAACUUAGCUUCGCAUAUUUUAGUUAGCUCACAUAGCUUAGUUCGCAUAGUUUGCGGUUUGCACACAAGUAUGGAAAACUGUGUCAGCUAUGCGAGUUGAGUUAAACUAACUGAGCUUAGCUCAUGAUGUAACCCAUCCUUAAUAUUAUGUUCUUGUCAAGACACAACAGUAAAAUUUUGAAUAAUGUAAUUGUAAUAAAUGAUAAAUAGCAUUAUGUUACUACUAUUUAAGUUAUAUUUGUUUUAAUAAAUAAUUUUAAUAAUC